Molecule: messenger RNA, 3306 nt
Organism: Eimeria acervulina
Lineage: Eukaryota; Apicomplexa; Conoidasida; Eucoccidiorida; Eimeriidae
Product: Structural maintenance of chromosomes protein, related
Exons: 16
Coding region: 1-3306 (1101 amino acids)
Biological process (GO): chromosome organization
Cellular component (GO): chromosome
Molecular function (GO): protein binding; ATP binding
Source: RefSeq, a predicted model, not a curated record
AUGGAUCUUCCUACACCCAGCAGCCUAGGUGGCAGCGUUGACAGCAGACAGCAGCAGCAGCACGAGCAACAAACGCAGCAACAGCAGCAGCAGCAGCAGCAGCAUUUAGCAUCUAUGGAAUGCGAUUCUCCUGCACUAUCGAGCGGAGGUUGGGGUUUAGCGCUACCAGAGGAGCAGCAGCGCAGCAGCAGCAUCUCGCAGCCUCCUGUUGCCUCUGCAUUUCCUUGCUCGAUAGCCUCUCUCUUUGAAGACACCUCCCAAACUCAGCAGCCUCAGCAGCCUCAGCAACAGCAGCAAGAAGACCAGCAGCAGCAGCAGCAGCAGCCCGCUGCUGCUGUUUCUCCUCGAUUCUUUCUGGAGUAUAUUGUCUUAGAGAAUUUUAAAUCAUACAGAGGCAAACACGUCAUUGGGCCCCUACAAAGCAGCGUCGCCAUCAUAGGAGCAAACGGAUCAGGUAAGAGCAACAUCGCGGACGCCAUUUGUUUUGGUCUCGGAGUCAACGGCCGCAGUUUGCGCAGCAACGCGUUAACAGAUUUGAGGCAUGCAACCUCAGAAGAAGAAGAUAGAAAUCUCACUGCGGUGUCUCUACACUUCCGGCGUCGUGCUGCUGCUGCGUCUGAGGGGGAGGUGCUGCUGCUGCGGCGACAAAUAAGCAGCAGCAGCAACAGCUGUACGUACACCGUAGAUGGGCGACGCGUAACAGCAGAAGAAUAUCUUCGAGUCCUCAGCGAGAAGCUGUCUUUCGCUCCCCACACAAUGGCUGCCUCCUUGUUGCUGCAGGUGCAGAUACGCAUCGGGGACUCCUCUGUGACGGCCGCCGCUCGAUCUCCUCUAGAGCUCACACGCCUCAUAGAGCGCGUCGGCAGCAGCGAGGAAUGGGCGGAGCAGUUUGCUGCUGCUGCAGCAGAAGCAGCAGCGCUGCACUCGGAGGCACGCCAGACCUUCAGCAGCAAACAGCAGCUGCUGGCUGCCUUGCGAGUGCUGCGGGCGCAGCAGCGCGAAGCAGAAGCCUUUAAAGAAAUGCAGCAGCAGCACCUGUUUGCUGCUGAAUGCCAGCAGCAGCAGCAGCAGCAGCGAGCAAACGAGGAGACGCAGCGCGCCGAGAUGCUGCUGCUGCAGCUGCAGCAGAAGCUGCAGCAAGCAGAAACAGCAGACAGCAAACGAAUUCGUCUGUCUCUUCAACUUGAGCAGAAAAAAACCCUAACAGAAAAAAGCGCUAUGAAAACCAACAUGCUGCGCAGUGGACUCGCGGAGUGUUUGGAGCGCCUGCGGUUUGCUGAGCAGCAGCAGCAGCAGCAGCAGCAAAAGCUGCAGCAAAAGGAAGAGGAGUGCCGCGCGCUUAAGGCGCUUGAAGCAGAGCUUUCCUCUGAGGUAAUUCGUCUCUUCGACGAGCAGCAGCAAAUAAAAAGUGCCGCUAAAGAAAAAGAAGAGGCGCUGCAGCAGAAGCUGUCUAAGGAGCAGCAGCAGCAGCUGCUGCUCCUGCAGCAGCAAGCCGACAGCAAACUUACAGACGUCAAGCAGCAAAUAGCGAAAAAGCAGCCGCUGCUGCAGCAAGCAACAAGCGCUUUAGAUAUUUUAGAAAGAGAGUGCCUGGAGCUUGAGCGCCGCAUUGGCUGUCUGCGUGAGUUGGCGGGUUUAAGGGGGUGGGAGCGCAUGCAGGAAGAAGCAAAACAAAAACAAACAGCAGCUGCGGAGACACUGCAGCAGCUGCUGGCGGAUGCAGUCACAGUCAAGGAGUCGCUCAAAGAAGCAACAGAAAAUACAAGCGCGAGUUCAGCUCGGCGUGAGGAGCUGCAGCAGCUGCAGGUUGAGCUGCAGCAGCAGCUUUUGUUUGUGCGGGUAGAGCAGCAGGAGACGCAGCAGCAUCAGCAGCAGCUUCUGCUGCUAAAAGAGUUGUCGCAGAGCAGCAAGCUGCAGAACGCUGUGUUUGGGUUUGCUGCUGACUGCAUACGCCCCUCAGCCAGAAGAUUUGCUGCUGCUGCUGCUGCUGCUCUCGGCCGCUGGAGCGGUGCUCUGGUGGUGAAGGACGUAGCUGCUGCACACGAAGUUAUACAAUAUUUAAAAGACAACAAUCAUGCUGCUGUAGAUAUUUUGCCUCUCGACCGGCUGCGGGAGCAGCAACUCCGCUGCAGCAGCAGCAGCAGCAGCAGCGAGGAGCAGCAGCAAGAUCUUCAUACUGAAGGCAGCAGAUUCUUCUCUCCUCCAAACGCUGAGGACUUACCCCCUAACUGCCGCUGGGCUGUUGAUUGCAUAAACUGCGAGCAGCAACUCAGACCUGUUGCUGAAUUUAUCCUAUCGGACUGCAUUGUCGUCCCCUCUUUGAUGAUAGCGCAGCAAUUAAAAAAUAAUAUUUUUAAUCGUUUCCGCUUCGUUACUCUGGAAGGCGAGAGGCUGCAGCACAGCGGUGUGUUUUCUAUAGAAGCAACAGCAGGAGCAGCAACAGCAACAGCAGCUGCUGCUGGAGCUGGGGCUGCUGCUGCUGCUGCUGCUGCUGCUGGGCGCAUGCAAGCGAGCGGCAGCGCUGAGUUUGUAGGGAGGAAGCAGCAGCAGCUAAACCGGCUGCACCGGCUGGCGCUGCAGCAGCAAACGAAGCAAAAGGCCUGGGAGCAGCAGCAGGAGCAGCAGCAACAGCAGCUAGAGCAGCUGCAGCAGCAGCAUGCAAAUCUGCAGCAACGCUGCGAACUUCAGCGGCAACGGACUGCAGCACUAUCGAAUGAAGUUGAGACUCUGCAAGAGGCCUCUGCUGACGCUCAGGCAGCAGCGAUGGUUGGAGUUAGUGAGGAGUUGAAGCUGCCACAAGGAGAGUUAAGGGAGUUGCUGCUGCAGCAGCAGCAGCAACAGCAGCAGCGAAGCGCAGCAGCAAAACUGCAUGUGCAGCAGCUGCGGCUAGAAGCAGAACUCAAGGAUUGCCGCAGUCGCCUUGAGGCUGCAGCAGCAGCAUCAGAAGCAGCGCGUGCUGCUGUGCAGCAGCAGCAGCAAGAGCAGCAAGCGGUGCAGCAGCUAGCUACCUAUGAGCGACAGCUGGCUGAGGCAGAGCAGCAGCACCAGGAGCGGCUGCAGCAGCAGCAGCAGCAGCAAAAGAUGCUGCAGGAGGUGGAGACAGAGCUGCAGCAGCUGCGAGAGCAGUCUGACCGUCUGCUGCGUGAGAAGGGAGAAGCUGCUGCUGCUGCUGCUGCAGCGCAGCAGCAACAGCAGCAGCAGCAGCAGCAAAUCCUUCAUCUGCUGCGGCAGGCAGACGCCAUCGGCCUCGAACUUCCUCUCCAGCUUUUAGUGCAUUUGUUUGUUUUAAAUGCUUUCAUAAUCUAA